Cynoglossus semilaevis (tongue sole) is the source of this 2801-nucleotide messenger RNA. It is a transcript of the gene espnlb, whose product is annotated as espin like b. Gene Ontology annotation, molecular function: actin filament binding. Bases 717 to 2765 code for a protein of 682 amino acids. Lineage: Eukaryota; Metazoa; Chordata; Actinopteri; Pleuronectiformes; Cynoglossidae. Gene Ontology annotation, cellular component: cytoplasm. Gene Ontology annotation, biological process: actin filament bundle assembly. The transcript has 7 exons. The record is from RefSeq and is a predicted model, not a curated record.
GCCAGUGUGGGCUGCACCAGAUAGUGCCUCCCUUUUCUUCUCCUCUCUGUUUUUCCUCUCCCUCUUUUUCACCCCUUUAUUUUUCCAUCUACUCUGACGUUAGUUACACAGUACGUGACUGGAGUACGCUCCACUGCUGCAGUGGGACCGGUCCAGAUAAUCCCCCACUAACAGGAGCGAGGGGCAGUCACCUCCCAUCAGGCUCUGAGCUACAGUCUAUGGUUACAGCACACCAGUGAUGAACAAUAAGUUUGGUUACCCAACCCCAGCUGUUUAAUUAUGCAGACUAAGAAGGCCCCCCAUCUGAGGUUUAGAACCAGCAGAUGCUGCUCCUUCAUCUUACUGUUUAUCUGCAGCUCCCGAGUGAAGACGCCGUCAACACCGCCUCAUUUUUAUUCUCUCUCUGUGUGAAGCCACCGUUUUGGAAUUUAUACUUGUCGAGACGCUGUUGUUAUUCUUGGGACAAAGUUCUGCUGCAGUGAGUUGACAUGGAGAACAUCAAGGUGAGUACUCAGGAAUUUGGAAAGAUUUGGAAAAAAUGUGUUUUAGUGAAUCUACUCUCUAAUUUGAUUACCUAUAUAUACACUGUGCAAUACAUUAGAACAGACCAGGGCAAACUAUGGCCAGUGGGCCAGAUACUGCCCGCUGGGCUCUCUAAACUGGCCCCCAACCACUUUACAUCUAACCAAUACUGAAUUGGUCAAAUUAGCAUUAGCAUGUGUGUGUGUGUGUGUGUGUGUGUGUGUGUCCUGCAGCCAGUGAAGGAGGUGCUUCCUUUGCCACGCCACUCCGACGCUCCUCCUCUCACCUGUCCUCCUGUCACUGCAGCCCCUGCUGCCAGGAAACAGCCUACAGGCUCCAGCAUGCAGCAUAUACAGUUGGCCUCUUCAGUGGUGACAUCGUUGAACCAUCUGAGGCCUCUGGAGAGAGACCUCAGCCUCAUGUCCCAUGUCAAGUCCAUCAGGUCUCUGAGACAGGCUGGUCUCACAGCUGUCUUCACUGGACCAACUAGGCUCGAAAAUGAGGAGGUUUUCGAAAAGGAGCCGGUCCUUGAUGUGAUUUUGGCCGACAUAGAUUCCCUGGUGCCGACUCACGAUGAGGCCGGACGACCCAUUGCAGAAUGGAAGAGACAGGUGAUGGUACGGCAGCUGCAGGUCAGGCUGCAGGAUGAGGAGAUACAGAGGAAACAGGACAUGACUAAUGGCUACAUAACAGCAGAUGAUUGGAAAUAUUCCCAUGCUCACAAAGCGGUCCUGGGGCCUUUCGGUGAACUCCUGACCGAGGAAGACCUGGUGUACCUGCAGCAGCAGAUCGACACGCUGUCGCUGCAGAAACACUGUCAGGCCUACGAGCUGGAGCUGACCAGGCUGACGGAGGAGCUGAGAGCCUUCCUCCCUGAUCCCAUUCUCAACAUCUCCCUUAACAAAGAAGUCUUAGAACAGAUGACAGCUCAGGGCAAAAUGCAACUGACCUUGCCUCUGUGGUGCAGCCGUGUUUCCGAGAUCGUCAGGAGCAUGUCUGUGCUUGUAGAUAAUCUGAGCCAUACAAAAGGAUAUGUGAAUAAUAGCAUAGUAAUGGGUGGCAUGGUGAAAGAAAUUGAAGAGAUACAGGGUCUGAAAAAUGGUUCAGGAAUGGAUGUGGGCCGAGAGGCAUUGUCAGUGCAUGUGGAGACCUCUAGUGGAUGCAGGAUUCCUCACAUAGGCAUGGCGUCUGCCUUCAGCCAUCGUUUAGAGACCAACAGCUGCAGCAGAGCACAGAGAGAAAAGGUGGAGCGGGAGAUCCAGCUGUCUGGUGUGUCGGUCAGAACCCUGAGGUGUAACUUUGAAGGUCAGAUAGGUGGGAUUUAUCCAUUCGCCGGAGUGUUGAAGGGAAGUCAGGCUUUCAAGAACCAGGCGGCAAAUGGGCCUUUAGUAGGAAACAGUGACAAAUCCAGCACAGGCCUCUUCUCUGAGCUGAGCUAUUAUGAACCUGCUAAAACAUUUAUACCAGUGAUGGAGACUACCAGCUUGAGGAAAGAGCGUAUUGUCGUUCUGUUCCUGAGCCACUGGAAGCGGUCGGCUUAUGCUAUUUCGCUCAGAGCAGCAAAGCAAACCGCGCCGCCAAAGAAAAUCAUCUCCAUGUUUGAGUUUUGCCAACAGCGAGUUGCUGUCAACAACAUUCUGAACACGUGGAGGAAAAAACUUGCACUCAAAGAUGUGCAUGUGUCCCCUUUGUCCACCCCCAACUCACUAAGUCCCGGUAGACUAACCUACUCCCCCGAGCAGUUCCUGCCUGCUGUGGACGGUGUUCUACUGGACCAUGACAGUCUGACUCUGGAUCUCUUCAUGCUGGGAUACUUUCACAUCUUAGAGCAGGAUCUGCCCCCAGAAGAGAGGAAAAUGAGGCACCUGCUCUGUUUCGAGGUCUUCGACCAUGUCGGCAGCUUCCCCUGGGAGACGGUUCUUAACUUCCACAAGGCUGUGAUCAAGGAAAUCCAGUCUGGGAAGAGACAGUGGAGUGACGGCUUCGAGGACAUUAAAGUCCGUUUCUUUGGAGCAGCAGGAUCUUGCUGCGGUCAGUCUUGGCAUCCAUCGACGUUAUCGUCAUCCCAGUCAGAAGCCCAACUGGUUCCCGAAGUUACAGUUCAAGCUGCCCCUCCAGAGAGCAGCAGUGACACAGACGUUUCUUGUUUUGACAACGAAGACAUUUGUAAAUACAUUGACCGCAGCUUUGCUUUUUGGAAGGAGAAGGAGGCAGAAAUCUUUGAUUUUGGGCAUUUGUUUUGAGAAUUAAUAUAAUAAUAUUUCUCCUUCUAUAUUAAU